GCACUGCACCACUGCAUUAGAAGUGGCUACUCACGUACCCACAGAUUACGGCACAGACAUUGGCACUGCAGAAUAUGCGAGGUACGGUAGACAUGAAAAUCACUCAUUUUGACGGCCGCCUCCUUUGGCCUUGCUGCUGCAGUUACUUGCGAUGAAUUGGCUGCUUCUCUCACCUUCGAGGAUGUUGAUGCUUCUGUGGCAUCCUGCAGCUAUCACACUGCUGGAGAAAUUAUCAAGAUCACUGGCGAACAAAGUGUCUGUUUCUCGGAGAUAGAGACAGAGAUCGAUAUGUGCAGAGUAGUUCUGAAUGUAGCCACUAGCCCUACUUCCCAUAACUACAUGGAAGUCUGGCUCCCUAGCGGUAACAGCCCCUGGAAUGGCAGGCUGAUGGGUACCUACAACGGUGGCCUUGCUGGCUGUGUCGAAUACAAGGACGUGAAGUACAUGAGCUCAAAGGGGUUCGCUGUCAUGGGUGACAACGGGGGACAUAACUCCAGCACAGCCGAUGGCUCCAAACUACUUAACGACAACGAGGCAGUGAUUGACCUCUCAUAUCGUUCAAGACAUCUCUCGACCGUCGCCGCGAAGCAAGUUGUCAAGCAGUACUACAAUCAGCCACCCAACUAUACCUACUACGUCGGAUGCAGCACUGGUGGUCGUCAGGGCCUUAAGUCGGCUCAGGAGUUCCCUGAAGAUUUUGAUGGCAUUCUUGCCGGCUCUGCUGCCGCCGACUUCAACCACUUGAGCGACUGGACAUCUAGGUUCUUACUGAUAACUGGCUUUGGCAAAGACGACAGAGCUCUGUCUCGGGACCAAUGGGUCUAUGUUCACGAAGAGAUUCUUACUCAGUGCGACGAGCCCCUGGAUGGUGUUGCAGACGGCAUCCUCGAAGACCCGACGAUUUGCGUCUUCAAUGCUACGGCUCUUCAAUGCGGACCUAGCUCCGACUCUCGUUGUCUUACUCAGACCCAGGUUCAGACCGUCGAUGACGUCUACUCUGAACUGUACGAUCAAGGCGGCAACCUUCUUUACCCCUCUCUGUCACUCGGAGCCGAGUUGGUCGCAUCUCAACAAGGACUCUUCAGUGGUUCAGUCAUCGGAAAUGCGGCAAAUUGGAUCGCAAACGCAGUAUACAACAACAGUUACUGGGACCCUACCACCCUGAGCCAGGAGACCUACACCAAAUCCGACGAGACCGAUAUUCUGCACGGAAACAUCUCGACCUGGAACGGCGAUCUCAGCUCCUUCCGUAAGGCUGGCGGUAAGCUGAUGAUGUAUCACGGUCUUGCCGACCCCAACAUCGCCGGCGAGAACUCCCAACGAUACUACCUCCACGUUGCCAAAACUAUGGGCGCAACCGAUGAAGAGCUUGACAAAUUCUUCCGCUUCUUCCGUAUCUCGGGCGGCGACCACUGUAGCUCUGGAGGUGUAGGCGCUUGGGCUUUCGGACAAAUUGCUGCUGGUAGAUAUGGUCGCCAUAACGCCAUCGAUCAAUUGGUGGCAUGGACUGAGAAGGGCAUCGCUCCUGAGACCAUCACUGGAACCAAGUUUGUCAACGACGACCCUAACCAAGGUGUUGCCUUUGAACGCAGUCACUGCAAGUUUCCUUAUCGUACUACCUACAAGGGAAAUGACUUUGAUCCCAAUGUCACUACCAGCUGGACUUGCGAGAAGAUCAACAACUGGCAGGAAUGUGGUCCUGGUGCACUUCCCAGACUUUGUUAGACACCUCGUUGUUUCACAUCGAGGCUCCUCACAUUGUGCUAGCUGGAUGGACUCAUGAUCGAUCAAAUGAUAAUGCGGUUUAUAAUCUCUGAUAUAGUAGACUUCACUUCUCGCAACUUGACUCCCUCUCGAAUUUGUUCGGCCUCCACCCAAAUCGACUUUGCCAUGCGACAGUGAAGUUUUACCGUGACAGAACGAAUACGGAAUACCAGAUCAGGCACCCAUCCUAACCAAGAGCCGCUUGUUUCACAUUGAUUGAUCGCCAAGAUGUGCAUAUGCAAGCCUCACAUCUGGACGUCCAUGCUCUAUCUCGGAAGCUUAGUGCAGUCUAAUAAUACCUCG
This is a messenger RNA of Aureobasidium subglaciale EXF-2481, 2067 nucleotides long. RefSeq lists its product as uncharacterized. The coding region runs from base 289 to 1725 and encodes 478 amino acids. NCBI's taxonomy places the organism in Eukaryota, Fungi, Ascomycota, Dothideomycetes, Dothideales, Saccotheciaceae. The record is from RefSeq and is a predicted model, not a curated record. The transcript has 3 exons.